UUCUUCUCUACUCGUGUGGUGUCUAUGUGUGGUUAUUAUAUAGUUUCGGUAAAUGCUAAAAUUUUUAUUGAAUUGAAUAAAUUGGAACACGAGUACCAUUUUUCUCUAGUAUACGUUUUCGUGUCAUGUGCUUCAUCAAAUUAAAAUAAUGGACAAGAUUCCUAGGACACAUGAAGCUAUUGAAGCUCAGAUACGAGAAAUCCAAUCAAAGAAAAGUGAAUUGCCAGAGAAUGGUUCCAACAAAGGUGUUUCUCUAGGAGAGACAUACUAUGACAGUGAUAUCUAUGAUAAUGCGGGACAAGGUGGCAAGUCCAGAUACGAUGGUUACGUGACAUCCAUUGCUGCCAAUGAUGAAGUGGAAGAUGAUGAUGUUGAGAAUAUACCUAUCACUCAAAAGAGGUCAGGUUACACUGCCCCAGCUUCCUUGCUCAAUGAUAUUGCACAGAGUGAUAAGGAUUAUGAUCCUUUUGCUGAUAAAAGAAGACCAACUAUUGCGGACAGAGAAGAUGAGUAUCGCCAAAAGAGGCGUCGGAUGAUUAUUUCUCCAGAGCGUACUGACCCAUUUGCUGAAGGUGGAAAAACACCGGAUGUUGGGUCCAGGACUUAUACAGAGAUUAUGAAAGAGCAAUAUCUACGAGCUGAAGAAACUGAGUUAAGAAAAAAGCUGCUGGAAAGGGCUAGGGAAGGUACCCUUAAACCGGUUGCUCAAUCCAAUGGUGAAGGUGUGAAGCCAGCUUCUAAACGCAAGGGACGCUGGGACCAAAGUUCUGAAGAUACACCAGUAGCUAAGAAGACUGUCUCUGCUACACCAACCUCUCAAACUACACCAUCCUGGGAUCAAGAGAGAGGGGCAUGGGAAGAAACACCUAGUGCUCCAGGUCGCGGCGGCGAGACCCCGGGAGCGACUCCGUCGGCGCGCGUGUGGGACGCCACGCCCGGCCACAUCACGCCCGGACACGCGACGCCCGGCCGGGACACGCCCGCGCAGCACGCCUCCCGCCGGAACCGCUGGGACGAGACGCCCAAGACAGACAGGGAAACCCCUGGACACAACAGUGGUUGGGCUGAAACCCCCCGCACAGAUCGCGGUACUGGCGUAGACACUAUCCAAGAAACUCCGACACCUGGCACCAAGCGCCGUUCACGAUGGGACGAGACGCCUGGAGCCACUCCUGCUGCGGCCACGCCCACUCCUUCGCACGCCACGCCCACGCACACCACGCCUUCUCACGCCACGCCCUCACAUGCUACGCCCACUCCUCAUACGCCUAUGUUCACACCCGGAGGAUCUACACCAGUUGGAAUGAAAGCGAUGGCCAUGGCUACGCCGACGCCGGGCCACGUUGCAGCUAUGACUCCUGAACAACUGCAGGCCUACCGCUGGGAGAAAGAAAUUGACGAAAGAAACCGUCCCUACACUGAUGAAGAGUUAGAUGCCAUGUUCCCACCUGGGUACAAGGUUUUACCGCCCCCUGCCGGUUAUGUUCCGAUUCGGACCCCGGCUCGAAAGCUGACGGCAACCCCUACUCCACUGGGUGGUACCCCUAUCGGCUUUUUCAUGCAGACGGAGGAACUGGGAGGCUCGGCCGCCGCCGCCGCGCGGCUGCUCGACCCGCAGCCCAAGGGUAGCCAGCAACUGCCCUUCAUGAAACCAGAAGACGCGCAGUACUUUGAUAAACUGCUCAUUGACGUCGACGAGGACACUCUCUCCCCUGAUGAACUUAAAGAGAGGAAGAUCAUGAAACUUCUUUUAAAAAUUAAGAACGGCACCCCGCCAAUGUGCAAAGCUGCACUUCGUCAAAUAACAGACAAGGCUCGUGAAUUUGGUGCGGGACCGCUAUUUAACCAGAUCCUCCCAUUGCUUAUGAGUCCUACUUUGGAAGACCAAGAAAGACAUUUACUUGUUAAAGUUAUUGAUAGAAUUCUGUACAAGUUAGAUGAUUUGGUCCGUCCGUAUGUACAUAAGAUCCUUGUCGUAAUUGAGCCCCUUCUGAUUGACGAAGACUACUACGCACGUGUUGAAGGUCGAGAGAUUAUCUCGAAUCUGGCUAAAGCCGCUGGUCUCGCUACUAUGAUUUCCACAAUGAGACCUGAUAUCGACAACAUUGACGAAUACGUCCGUAACACCACUGCUAGGGCCUUCGCUGUAGUUGCAUCUGCAUUAGGUAUUCCAUCUCUUCUGCCCUUCUUGAAAGCUGUGUGUCGGUCAAAGAAGUCUUGGCAAGCCAGGCACACUGGAAUAAAAAUUGUUCAGCAAAUCGCUAUUCUAAUGGGUUGCGCUAUAUUGCCCCAUCUUAAAUCUUUGGUGGAAAUUAUUGAACAUGGAUUGGUGGACGAGCAACAAAAAGUGCGUACGAUCACAGCUUUAGCGAGCGCCGCCCUCGCCGAGGCCGCCACACCGUACGGUAUCGAAUCAUUCGACUCCGUACUCAAGCCCCUCUGGAAGGGUAUCAGAACCCACCGUGGUAAAGGUCUAGCUGCCUUCCUCAAGGCUAUCGGCUACCUCAUCCCUCUCAUGGACGCCGAAUAUGCUAACUAUUAUACUCGAGAAGUGAUGCUCAUUCUCAUCCGUGAGUUCCAGUCCCCAGACGAGGAAAUGAAGAAGAUUGUGCUAAAGGUCGUGAAACAGUGUUGCGGUACAGAUGGUGUGGAGCCACAGUAUAUAAUGGAUGAAAUUCUGCCACACUUCUUCAAACAUUUCUGGAAUCAUCGCAUGGCCCUCGAUAGACGUAAUUACCGCCAGCUCGUUGAUACCACGGUUGAAAUUGCUAACAAAGUUGGUGCUUCUGAAAUAAUUAACAGAAUCGUUGAUGAUCUCAAAGAUGACAAUGAGCAAUACAGAAAGAUGGUGAUGGAAUCCAUUGAAAAAAUUCUUGCUAACUUGGGCGCAGCUGACAUCGAUUCUAAGCUUGAAGAGGCUCUUAUUGAUGGUAUACUGUACGCGUUCCAGGAGCAAACUACUGAGGAUGUAGUCAUGUUGAACGGAUUCGGUACGAUAGUAAACCAAUUGGGCAAGCGCGUGAAGCCCUAUUUGCCACAGAUCUGCGGUAUUAUAUUGUGGCGCAUGAACAACAAAUCAGCCAAAGUCCGUCAGCAAGCUGCCGAUCUUAUUUCACGUAUUGCAGUUGUCAUGAAGACAUGCCAAGAGGAAAAGUUAAUGGGGCAUCUUGGCGUGGUACUUUACGAAUACUUAGGAGAAGAAUAUCCUGAAGUAUUAGGUUCAAUUCUGGGCGCUUUAAAGGCUAUCGUAAAUGUGAUUGGUAUGACGAAAAUGACGCCUCCCAUAAAAGAUUUACUGCCCAGAUUAACACCUAUUCUCAAAAACAGACACGAAAAAGUGCAAGAAAAUUGCAUCGAUUUGGUUGGACGUAUUGCAGACAGAGGACCCGAGUUUGUCUCAGCAAGGGAAUGGAUGAGGAUUUGUUUUGAGUUGCUUGAAUUGCUAAAAGCUCAUAAAAAGGCGAUUAGAAGAGCGACUGUAAAUACAUUUGGUUAUAUUGCUAAGGCGAUUGGUCCCCACGAUGUGUUGGCUACUUUGCUAAAUAACUUGAAAGUGCAGGAACGUCAGAACCGAGUGUGUACAACGGUCGCUAUUGCUAUAGUCGCAGAAACUUGCUCGCCAUUCACAGUAUUACCAGCUCUGAUGAAUGAAUACCGCGUACCUGAACUGAACGUACAAAACGGAGUGUUGAAAUCGCUAUCCUUCUUAUUCGAGUACAUUGGAGAAAUGGGCAAGGACUACAUUUACGCAGUUUGCCCAUUGUUAGAAGAUGCUCUUAUGGACAGGGAUCUGGUACAUCGACAGACGGCGUGUGCAGCCAUUAAGCAUAUGGCUCUAGGAGUCUACGGCUUUGGAUGCGAAGACGCCCUGGUGCAUCUACUGAACCAUGUGUGGCCGAACAUCUUCGAAACUUCGCCGCAUUUAGUGCAGGCAUUCAUGGAUGCCGUAGAAGGCAUGAGAGUCGCGCUUGGUCCCGUUAAAAUUCUACAAUAUGCUCUACAGGGACUAUUCCACCCUGCGAGGAAAGUUCGUGACGUGUACUGGAAAAUCUACAACACCCUGUACAUCGGAGGACAAGACGCACUGGUCGCUGGAUACCCAAGAAUACAAAACGAUCCAAAUAAUCACUAUUUAAGAUAUGAAUUAGAUUAUUUGCUCUAACAUAAUAAGUAUGAUGGUGUACUACAUUUAUGGUAUAGUUUUGUUUAAUUCCUAUAGUAUCAGAAAUUACGUGGUUCAUUUUAGAGCAACAACCAUACUAAAAUGACAAAAUAUUAUUACGAAAGCAAAUGUUGUCAAUACUAGACUUUAUGUUCACCACUUGAUAGCAAUAAUUUUACUUUGCCAUUUCAAAGUGAAGAGGAGUAAAGCAAAAGUGGGGCUGUUGCUCUAGAAAAGAACUUCAUCUAUAUGAAGUAAGCCAGGUUUUCAGUUAAAUAAAAAUGCAUUAAAUUA
Messenger RNA from Helicoverpa zea (corn earworm), 4456 nucleotides. RefSeq names its product splicing factor 3B subunit 1 (gene Sf3b1). Gene Ontology annotation, biological process: spliceosomal complex assembly. Gene Ontology annotation, cellular component: U2-type prespliceosome; U2 snRNP; catalytic step 2 spliceosome. NCBI's taxonomy places the organism in Eukaryota, Metazoa, Arthropoda, Insecta, Lepidoptera, Noctuidae. Gene Ontology annotation, molecular function: mRNA binding. The transcript has 21 exons. The record is from RefSeq and is a predicted model, not a curated record. Bases 149 to 4162 code for a protein of 1337 amino acids.